This is a messenger RNA of Podarcis lilfordi (Lilford's wall lizard), 10666 nucleotides long. NCBI's taxonomy places the organism in Eukaryota, Metazoa, Chordata, Lepidosauria, Squamata, Lacertidae. The record is from the annotation of a GenBank genome assembly.
AGCCUCGCCUCGCCCAGCGCGCCAUCCCCGGCCCGCCUGCUCGCGUGCCCGGCGUCGGGCUACCGCAGUGGGCAGGGACGGGGCGGAGACCUCUCGCUCGCUGGCUCGCUCGCCCGAGCACGUCCCGCUCAGGCGCCUCCGUCCCCGCCUCCUCCUCGGGCUCCGCCCCAGCUCCGCGCUCGGCUCGCAGCGCGAGAGGCGCUGCAGGCGGCCCGGCAGGUCGGGGCUGCUGCGUCGGCGGCGGCGAUGUCGGCGCUGGAGUGGUUCGCGCACAAGUCCCUGGGCGGAGGCAUCUACUGGAUCCAGGAGCGCUUCUACGAGUCGGGCAACCGGGCCAACAUCUGGCUGGUGCGCGGCUCGCAGCGGGACGUGGUGAUCGACACCGGCCUGGGGCUGCGCAGCCUCCCCGACUACCUGCGCUUGGCCGGGCUGCUGGGCGCCGAGGGCGACGAGAAGGCGCUUCUCCCUCCCGAGGGCGCCGCCGGGCGCCCCAGGCCGCUGCUAGCCGUGGCCACCCAUGUGCACUUCGACCACGCCGGCGGGCUGCACCAGUUCGACGAGGUGGCCGUGCACAGCGCCGAGGCCCGAGCGCUGCGCCGCGGCGACAACUACGAGACCGUCACUUGGCUCUCGGACAGCGAGGUCGUGCGCCAGCCCAGCCCGGGCUGGAGCGCCCGCCAGUUCCGCGUGCGGCCCGUGCAGCCCACGCUCGUCCUGCAGGAGGGUGAGUAAAGGAGCACGGCGGGCGGCGAUCGGCUGCCCAACGCCCGUCCGGGGCAACGCCAGGCUCCGGGGCCUCUUUGGAAGGACGGAGCGCGGCUCUGCGACGUCGGGGUGGAGAAAAAAAGGAAAAGAAAGAAAGAAAAAGCACCUCUGGCCAUGCACAGAGGGACUUUCUCACACACCUCCAGGGAACCGUCUGGGACUUGCGGGACUGCAGGCGGGCCGGGCGGGCAGGUUUGAAUUGCAGCAGCUUGACUCGGGCCUCGCCUCGGGUGUGCCUGCAGAAUGGCACCGAUUCCCCUCAACUUAGUUAGAAAGUUUCCCAUUAUUUGCAACGAAGGCAGUUGGAGUGGCAAAUGUCUAUGUGGUAUGAAUUGCCCCAAGUGUCUCCACCUCUCGUGUAUAGUUAGCAAAUGUGCUUGUGUAUGUCACGAAUAUUAACAUUGUCCGUUGCAUUCUAUAUGUAAUUAUAUUGCUCAUGUUGCUAUAGGUGCUUCAUAAAUACUCAGGGCUGGCGGUGGAUGUGUGUUUGGGGUCUGUUGCGGAGAAUGACAGGCGGGGGCGUCGGCUCCAGUAUACAAGAGAAUGUGUAAAGGGAGGGGUUUUUUUGAAUGCCCUGGACCUAUGUAUACAGAGAGAGCAGAAUCAGGGCUGUUCCUUCUUUGGCUUCACCUCUCCGGAUGUGUAAAAGGGCAGUUCUGAGCUUCGAGAACGGAGAUUUCUGGGAUAAACUAAAGGCAUAGCUUCUCUUGAUGGGCUUUGAGAUGCCUUAGGAAAGAAAACGUGUAGCAGGGGUAUGGAACUGCUGGUAGGGUGGAGAAAGGAGUUGGAAAGGGAGUGUUUUUUGUUUUACAUGGAUUUUGUAAUGGGUAGACACUUUUUUCAAAUGCUUGAUAAAACAGAAGCAAAAGCCUGUAGCCCACCCUUUCCCUUUUUAUAGGGAAGGAAAGAGAGAGAGAGAACCAAGGAUCUUAUAACCCUGCUCUUCAUUUUGUGGCCCCCCUCGCUCUGUGUGUGAAAUGUGGGGUGUGGUAUCUUCUCCUUUAAGGUUGAGCAUCCAUUUAUGCAGGAGUUGUGGGCAUCUGGUAAUAUCCACGCAUGUGGAUAUAUUUUAAAGGGCAAACCAGCAUGAAUAUGCACUGUGUCUGUGAAUGAGAGAGUAUGGGUGGAGACAUUUCUAGUAGCUCCUGAAAAAUACGUAGGAGGUGGUCUUAGGCAUUUGUAGAUGUUUUUGCUAUCCAUAAUGAGUUUUGAAAAAACAAAUCCCCAGUAGCAGAUGCAAGCUUAGCCAGCAGAUAUAUGUAGGAAUAAGAAUCUACACUGGAGGUUAUCACUUGGGGGGUGGGGUUGGAACUAAGCCACAGCCUUAGUUUAUGGCAUGCUUUCUCUCAGCUGGUAUACAUCAGUCCAUGUACAAUUCUAUUUUUAUAUAAAAUAUUACUUUAUAUAUACAUAUUGAUCUAAAUUAAUUAGUAAAGAGAACAGAUAAACAGAACUCUACAAUUCUACAAUUCCUUUUAAGCACUACCCCAAAGUAACACUCUCUGAUAAUAAUCUAACAGUCCUGUGCAUCUUUACUCAGAAGUAAGUCCUACAGUACUUAGUAGGGCUUGUUUACUAAUAAGCAUGCUGAGGAUUGCAGCCCAAGUCAUUGUGAUAUACAAUUUCAUAUCUUAACUACAGUUCAAUUAUGUUCUUGUCUCUAGCUGUCCUAUUAAUUAGCUUGGUUUCCCCUCUCAAAUGUACAUGUUAUAUAGCAGGGAUGGGGAAGCCUUGUGACACAAGGCAAAUCAGAUCUCCUUUCCAUCUGUCUUUUCAAACCCCACCCCUAUCACAUCUAUUAUUUUAGACUGGCUUGGGGUAGGAAAAUCUCAGGCCCAGCAGCUGAAUGUAGCUCUUCAGGACAUAUCAAGUCCUUUGACCUGGCUGGACCACAUCCCUGAAGUGUCAUAAUGCUGUUUGCUUGGAGGGAUGGAGGAUGCAGAGAUGUUUGAGGGGGCUGUAGAAAACUCUGUUUUUUGAACAGCUGUGCAAAGCAGUCUGCGGUUGUAAUACUUGUUUUUCUCAAAAUUUAUCUUCUGUACCAUGAAAAUAAAUAAAAACAGAAAAAAAUGUCCCCUCUGUUGCUCUGCCUGCUUUUACCUCCAGCCCCAACUACCAAUGUUACCCAUGGAGGAGUGUGGCGAUUGGCUUGAAAAAACGGUUUCCCGUCCAGACUCUUUGCUUGUUUUUAAAGCCAAAUCUGAAGCAAAAGGACAGAGCUUUGGCUUGAAUGCAGACACCAAAACUAAGAGUUGAGGGCCCCUCUGCUCCUCCCCUCCUGUUAAACAAGUAUUGGGUGAAGACGGCAUAAGAACAAAGAGUGUUACUUGGCUUCCAGUCUCCUCACAAAUUUUAUAUAGAAAUUUAUGAAGCUGCCUUGCUGUAGUUUGGGCUGUUGGGCCACCAAGCUCAGUAUUGCUGUGUUUUGCACAUAAUACUAAGCCAUGGUUUGUUCAGCAAACCACAAGUUGUCUAACAGAUAAGCAAAAAAACCCACAGUCCCCCCCCAAAAAAAUAUGGUUGGUUUGUUGCCAGAAAACAAUGGUUCGUCUGCUAAAUAAACCAUAGUAAGGGCAGGGAACUAAUGGUCCACAGGCCAAAUUUGGCCCACCUUGCCUCCCUAUAUGGCCAGUGAGGCUGUGAUUGCGAUACCACACCCAACUGCCCCACACCUGACAUCAUAUGUGACAUCAGGUUUGGGGAAUGUAAAGACAUGGCCUGUCUUCCCCAUAACUAUCAUGGUGACUUCCCACCCCACCCUCGUAGGCCAAGUUUGACAACUAGGCAGGGUGACCCACCUAUCGAUCAGCUGAUAUUAUGACACCUGAUGAUUGAUAGGUGGGUGGUACUGACCACCUAUCAGAAUUGGCCCACGGGCUGGAUAGAAGAUAAAGAUCUGACCCACUGAGCUUAAAAAGGGCUCUCAUCCCUGGCUUGGUGCUAUGUAUGAACCAGGCUACUUACUGACUAGAAGCAAAUCACUGGUUUUAGAUGGGUCUUUCCCAGCCCUUCCUGGAGAUGCCAGCAAUUGAACGUGAGGUCUUUUGCAUGCAAAGGAUGUGCUGCACUAUUGCCCUACAGCCAUUUUCCCCAAAGGGGAGGCGGGGAUGCCAGGAAUAAAUAAGGUAUCUGUGUGUGCCUUAAGUUAUAUUUAAUAAUGUAUUUGCAGUGUUCAAAUGUACGUAUUACCGUGUCCAUGCUUAGUAAGUUCUCAGUCACAGUAUAUCUACAUGUGGGCAUCUAGGUGUAUAUAGUGUCACAUUAACGGUUCUGCUAACCAUUCUUGCCAAUUAAAUAUAAAAUGCAAAGUGUUUGGGAGAACAUUAAAGUAAGCUAUUGGUUAUCGGUUGUAACAUUUCAUUAUUGAAUCCUGAUUUGUCUUCAGGGUCCUUAAGAAGGGGUGACUAAAAGAAACAAAUAUAUUUUUUUCUGAUCUAGCUAGAUGAAAUUGGAUUCUGAGUAUACUGUUCUCUCAUGGGGAGGUGACGUUUCGGAGGUGAUAAGCCUGCCAGUUUGCCUCUUUGCUUACAGGAAAAACACAGCUAAGGUCCAAGAAGACCAUUUGAUUAAGAUGUCAGAGUGAGAUAUGAGAUCAUAAUCCCAUGCACUCACAUUUCCAGAUGGAGCACACAGUUUCUGUUAGUGUCAGAUCCCGGAAAACUUCUCUGAAAUAUAUUUCCUGGGAUCACAAGUUCAGUAUGCAAUCAUAAGAUCACAUUAUUUGAAGUAAACAUUCCUGAAAUAGUGAAUUAUGUUAUUGUUGCUAGCUCUCACACAGAAAGCCUUACUAUGGUGAAAACUCAGUGGCCUGUUUUACACAUACGAACCCAGAUUUAUAAACCCAUGUAUUAUAAAGUUAGAAACAGGCAUGUUCUUUCCUUGCUGUUCCUAUCAUCAGCCCAGGCACCAGCCCAGAUAUCCAGGAUAGUUUUAGAACAGAGUUCCCUGAUGUAUUUGAAACAGGAAACUUUGGCUUAAUGUUGGCUGACUAACCAGGAUGUUAAACCAGAACCAGGUCAGGUCCCAGCUUAAUAUCCCUGUUAACUGAUAUUAUCCCUAACUCCCCCAUUUUGGACACAGUGGGGAAAUCUGGAAUACAACAAAGAUCUCUGGACUAAAUAAAUCUGGUAUGUAAGGAAGGGAAGAGCAAGGAAAAAGUUCUUCCCAGCACCAGAUUACAGUGCCGGUAGGUUUGCAGCCUUUGCUUAGACAAAAAGAUGUCUUCUUCUGAGAUGACUUGAGAACAAAUAGCUACUGGAAAUAUUCUGAAAUUAAUAUCAAGCAACUAAAAGUAUUACUGCAUCAGAAGUUAAAGUGUUUGUUUAUAUAUUUAAAAAGUACAUGGUUACUAUGAGAUUUCCUGUCAGCAGUUUUGAUUGCCUAGAUUUGCAAAAUUGAACAGAUUUGAAAUCUAAUGGGAUUUAUGAAAUGUAGCAACCCAGCUUUAUGCACUUUAUCCCUUAACUCCUUAUCCUCUGGUUCAUCCCAUAUCAAUUAUCAUUGAUACUGUGAAAAAAGAAGAAUAUGAUUCUAAUGUAUUAAUUGCCGAGAAAAUCCAGCCAGUGAUACCAGCCAGUAAAAAUUCACUAUAGUGAUAGACAUUUCAGAAUAAUCUAAUUUUUUAAAAAUUUAAUUACUGGCAAAAACAAGUGUUGCCAUAUAGCUUGGUUAUUUGGGAUUUGCCUAGAUUCUGGGCCUGCCAUCCAGUGUUUGGGGCCAUUAAGUUGGUGCAGCAGAUUCCCAGCAUUUCCCCUGAUCUGUAGAUAAGACAAAAGUUCAGGCACUAUUCUGCUGAAUUGCUUGAUGAGAACUCACUUGAACCUUCUGUUGCUCUAGCCAGAGGCAAGUUUCAGCUUUGAUAGUGUUCCACUUUGUUUCCCUUCCUUGUAUGACCAAGAAGAAGAAAAAACAUACGUAUACACGUCCACCCACCCCAUUGGAAUAAUGACAGCUGGGAAUGGAAGCCUCUCCCAGUGUCAGUAUUCUGAUAUUUGUGUGUUGGUUGUAUUGGAGAUAUUAUUUUUUAAACAGUAUUUUUUAAAUCCAAGAGUUCCUGAAGAUGCUUUUAAGAAAAUGAAACAUCUGGAAAUGUGAGUUUGGCCCUUUGCUGUUAUGACUAAAGGCCACUGGCAGAUCUGCCUUAAACCCACCUAAGCUUGUGGCCAUUGCAGCAUCAUGUGAAUUCUUUUAAGAGGUGAUUGCAUACUGUCUCCCAGUAAACAUAGUUAAAUAAUAACAACUUCUAUUAUUUUGACAAAAUUAGCAGCUGUGUUUGCUCUUUUCACACUUUUAUAAAGCUCUGCUAUCAUCUCCCCCCUUUCUGUGACAAAAAUGUCAUUCACCACCCCACCCUGCGAUUAUUUCAAAUGCCCCUUUUGUACCUCCAGCUCAGCAGGGUCCUUUCUGGGAUGCAACAUUUUUUAUAUGGGCAAUCCUGUUAUGAGAUGAUACUGCUAGUUGUUUCAUUUUCCAGUCUCAUUCCUAAAGCUGAAUUUGACUUUUUUACUGCUGCAAUACACUGAGCUGACAUUUCAGUGACAUUUCUUUCAUGAACACAAGACCACUUUGUGGGUGUUUGCAGCCAAUUCAGGUUCUAUCUGCAUAAAUAUGAAGGUUAGAUUUUAAAAAACACCCCCAAAAUGUAUCACUUUGAACUUACUUGCACUGAAUUUUACCAAUUAAUUAGCAUACAUAAUGCACAUUAGUGCAUUCAGAUGAGAAACUCAGAUGAUACGGUAAAAUAAUUUCAUGCCAAAAAAUCAUUUGAGAACCCAAUCUGAACCCAUAAUUAAAAUACCAUUGAAAAUAUUUUACAGCGGGCAAUCGACAUAACCGCUAAGCUUAAUGGGUCAGUUUCUUCCACAGGCCUGGGGGAAGAGGUACAGUUUUAACUGGCACUAGAAAGUUAGGUAACAUCAGUCCCAACCCAGUCUUUGAGGGGAGGGGAUUCCAUAGAGGGAGCACCACCACAGAGAAGGCACUGUCUUGCGUCAUCAUUCCAGGGGCCUUACUUAGCGGUGGGACAUCCAGCAGCGCCUUCCCUGCAGCUCUUAGUAUAUGGGCAGACUAGCAUAGGGUGUAAUGCUUGGCUGAUACAGGGAGUGGUGCUGGACCAAUAGGCAAGGUGUUCAUGCAUGCAUUGUUUGACUUCCUGUUAACACUUCUAACGCUGAGGUUUGUCAGAGAGCUCAACCUUUGUAAUGGAAGUAAAUUUGGUGUUAUGUUUCUUGUGACCAUGCUUCAAAGUUCGAUUCCUGCCCCCCACAUUAUUUUGUUCUUUGUUUGUAGGGGAUGUGAUCCACCUUGGUGAUAGACAGCUCACUGUCAUGCAUAUGCCUGGCCAUUCAAGAGGAAGCAUUUGCUUACAUGACAGAGAACGGAAGAUAUUGUUCAGUGGGGAUGUGGUAUAUGACGGAUCAAUGAUUGACUGGCUUCCCUACAGCAGGAUAAAUGACUAUGUUACAUCCUGCCAGCGACUGAUAGACUUAGUGAAUAGAGGUCUUGUAGAGAAAGUCCUUCCGGGGCAUUUUAACACAUUUGGAGCUGAACAGCUCUAUCGUUUGGCUUCCAACUACAUUUCUAAUGCUGGUGUGUGCCACAAAGUUUCUACAUGCGCAGUCAGAUCGAUUGCAAGCCUAGCACUCCGGGCCACAAAUUCCAGAACAACUUCAUAGUGUAACUUGUUUAAUAAUAAUAUUAUUAUUGUAAAACCCGAUGGCAUAUGUAAGUUUAUUUAAAGGAAAAGCUGGCUGAUAAGCCAUAAAGAUUCUUAUUUUUAUCUACUUAAUUUCUACUUUAAAAAAAUCCCAGUAUAAACUAGUAGCUGUGCCAAAGCUACUAAUUUUCCUUCUAUUUUUUCAAGGCAGGUUUGCACAUACGUUGAGUACUGUUUGACAGAUGUUCUAAAUUUGUUGUUUUGUAUUUUGAAACAUAUAUAUGCUAAAUGAAAAGUUUUGCACCCGUGUCAGACUUUAUUGAUGACAUCUUGAGUUAGGGAUAUGUGUUGAAAGUAGAUUUUAAAUGGUUGAAAAUUAUUAUAAGCUGUAGUGGGGGUAGGGUGGUCAUAACAUUCCACUGUCUCAUUACAUGCACUAAGAUAAAAGUACCAAUAACUUCAUUUUUAUUGUAUGGGGUAAAUUUAACCUGAAGUUAUUACCAAAUGUUAAUAUAAAGCACUGCACCCUAAGUUGUUACUCUUCUUGAAUUAAGUGUGUUGCAUUUGACUAUUGUUUCUAAAAUGAAAUGUAAGUGAAUAUUUCAAGUGUAUUGCUUGCUCUUUAAAUGUGACUAAUGGUGUAUGUAUGAGUACGUAACUGUUAAAAGAUUCCGUCGGAUAAUUUUAAAUAUAAUGCACACACCCGUGAUCAUCUUUGGUUUCUUCUGUAUAGCAGCUGUAGAAACACUUGUGUGUUGCAAAUUGUUUUGUGGAUUGUAGAGAAUAAAUUGGGUCUCAGGAGAGAGUAAAUUGAAUUUUUGGGGGAGAUAGCUGCCAAAAAGCUACAGCUCUAGAGUCAUAUGUGGUUCUUUUCACAUUACAGGUGUAGUUAGGACUUCAAGUAGUAGCUUUGCAACCUACAAAUGUCAUUCUUCUUUUGUUUCUUUUUCCAUUUUCCGUAAUGUUUACUUUCAAGCAAAAAUUCCUUGUCUGUUGUUUGUACUUUUCCAGUAUAAAAAUCCUGUGCAGCCCUCUGGGGUGUUACCAAUUUAUUGUGCAAAGACAGGUUUUUAUCUUGUAACUAUGACACUGAAAUGAAAUCGAUAGGAAGGAUAUUAGCAGUGCCCCUUGUCUUGUGAGAACAGUGAACAGCUUCGGGUUGUGGCUGUCACACAAAAUUAAUUUUUUAUCCUUUUGCGACUUUAUUGCGUCAUAUUUCCCAUACAUCAAAGAGUACUGCACAUACAGAGCUUGACCCCAGUGUAAUCAGCACUUUAGCCCUCAAGGGUGGAUAGGUGGAUGUAGUUAAUUCUUUAAAUGUUAACAGUGCCUAUUUCCUGUUGUAGACUAAAGCACAACAGUAAACAGGAAGAUCAGACUUGCUGGUGAAUGACCGCUUAGAAAUGAGGUUAGCAAUUUCUUUUAACCCUUAUCUUGUUGGAAGCUUUCACCAAAUGAAUGGAGAAAUAUAUAAUGUUUCAGACUGCUUCACUUUGGCUAUUGGCUUUGGAAAUACCGUUUAUUAACAGCCAAAGCCACUAAUUUGAUACCUUUUAAUGCUUGGGAGAAAAGACACCCAUGAGCUUGCAACUUUACAAGAUAUUAAUCUAAAAAUUAGCAAAUACAAAACUCAUCAGGUUGAAGACUAGUGCAGAUAUAAUGGAGAGGCCCUCUUGACUGGUGAAGCGAUUAGGAAUGGGUUGCCGGAUCAUUCACUCCUACUUGCAGUGGUGCCAACUCCAGUUCCCACAAAACUUUUGCUGUGGGUGCCUGGCCACCACCCACUGCCAGUCGCCACCUUACCUUUGGUGCUCCAGUGCUGCGGGGUUGUGACAUCAUGUCACACCUUGACAUCACAGUGUUGUGGUGUGCGUGCUGGGCAUCCACAGUCUGGGGCCCAACUGGGGCCUACCCAUUUCCUUCUCAAGUGAAUUCCCUCCUGUUUUAACUGCUGCUAAGCAUUGUGUCAGCAGCAAUAUUUAAGCACAGCUAAGGCUAACCUGGUUCCUACUUCAAUUUGCAGCCAACUUGAGACUGGUACCUUGUUCAUUUUGUAGAAAUGUGCACCUUUUGGAAUAAACUGCUACAAAAUCAUUCUGUUCUACUGGAAUACUGCUGAAGUGCUAGUGAUUUUGAGGCAUUAAUGGUGAUGUUUUUCCCAGAGUUAAAGCAAACUGCCUAAAGCCUCUAUUCCUUCUUUCCUACCCACCUUCUCAGUGUCUUGAAAGUUCUUUUCCAAACGCCUUACUGUGAGUGACACAUACUAGACAGCUCACUGUGGGAAGAAUUUAGCUAAGGAAUACUGUGAUUGCCAAAGGUUAGACUACUCUUAAGAACUGAUCUGAGUUUCUGCUCUUGGAACAGUUCUGUUGGUACAUUUUUGUUCUAUAAGAUGGGACAUUUCUGUCCUAUUUCAAUGCUCACAAAGCCAGAUUAUCUUCUGAAGUCUGAAGUAGUUCUCGGGAAAUGUAGUCAAAUAGGAAUCAGGCUGUGAAACUCUCCCCAAGCAUGUGUUUACUCAAAAGCAAGUUCCACUCAGUUCAUUGAGUCUUUAUUCUUCAUAAGCCUGAGUCAGAGCUUUAACUUAGAACAGGGGUGGCUAACCUGUGGCCCUCCAUAUAUUGCUGAACUACAACUUCCAUCAUCCCUAAUUAUUGGCCAAGCUGAAUGAGGCUGCUGGGAGCUGGAGUUUAACGUCAUCUGGGGGACCACAGGCUAGUCUUCGCUGACUUAGAAGUAAGUCGCACUUGGCUUUGGUUAGUAAAGUACAACCUUAGAGUGAAAAUAUAUAAUCUUAUCUUUUGUCUUAAUUAUUUUUAUAUUCUAAAACCUUGUGUAUUUCUGAAUGAAUUUAUUGAAAGACCUUUAUCAUUAAUUAUUGUAAUGCCUUUAAAAACAACAAAAUAUAUGUGUUCACUUUAAAUAUUACAGAGUAUGAUACAUUUACUAUUGCUUUAUUUGUAAACAUUCUCUUGACAUCCCCUCUGGAUUCAGUAUUUACAAAGGCUUAAAAUGCAAUUCUGUUCAACAAUGUUAUUGGAGUUAAGGCAAUGAUAUGUUGUUGAUUCAACUGUUUUUACCUAAGCAAGUCAUGGAUUGUGCUGUAAAAUGCAAUUUAAAAGCAUUUUAAAAAGUUGUAAUGCAUUGUUCUGUCUACUGAUGAAACUUUACUAAUGUGCCACUGUUUUCAAGGGGAAAUUGUAUAUUAUUUUAUCAUAGGUAUUGAUAAUAAAAGAAUUAUGACAC